This is a messenger RNA of Colletotrichum karsti, 1731 nucleotides long. Its product is annotated as HhH-GPD family base excision DNA repair protein. The transcript has a single exon. The coding region runs from base 1 to 1731 and encodes 576 amino acids. Gene Ontology annotation, biological process: base-excision repair. Lineage: Eukaryota; Fungi; Ascomycota; Sordariomycetes; Glomerellales; Glomerellaceae. Gene Ontology annotation, molecular function: catalytic activity. The record is from RefSeq and is a predicted model, not a curated record.
AUGCAGACUCGGGCUGCUGCAAGGCGCGCAGCAAAGAGUGCCUCUGAGCCUCAGGGCAACACCGAAGAAAACCUGCAGAGUGAAUCUCUUCUAAGGCAUCAUGCACAGGACCAAGGCAAAAAGCGCCCAGCAAGCACCGAUUUGCAGACCAAGCAGACUCCUCCUUUAAAACGCGCCAGGAAAGAACGACCUCAAGCACCGCAGGAGAUUUGGGAAUCCGCCCUCCCUCAUGGCCUAGGCACUAGUCACAAUACAGAAGACAGCCAGACUAAUGCACCUCAGGCUCUCAACAGCAAGCGCGCGGGCAUCAACAAGCAGAUCAAUGUGAAAGAAAAAGAGGGAGGCGACCAUGUAGAAGAAGAGGUCAAGACGGGGAAGCGCAUACCAAGACAAACAAACAACAACAAGUAUGGCUUGAUGCCUGGUCGAACCCCUUUUCCUCAGCACCAAGGCCCAACUGCAGCCCAAUGCCAGGAAGUCCAUGACAUACUCGAGAAGCACCACGAAGUUACCAAGCGACCUGACAAGAUACCUCCUCCUUCUGCAGAGAAAGCAGGAUGUGGCGAAGUCCCGGAUGUUCUUGACGGCCUGAUAAGAACGCUGAUUAGUGGGCACACAACCAUGGCAAACGCUGACAAGGCCAUCAAGAAUGUCAUUUUGACAUAUGGCCAACUGGACAAGGAUGGGAUUGGUGGUGGAAGUGUUGACUGGAACAAAGUGCGACUUUCCUCCCAAGAAGACGUCGAAAAGGCCAUAAGAAGUGCGGGACUGGGUCCCAAGAAGAGCGCUGCAAUCAAAGACAUACUCGACACAGUGUACGAGGAGAAUCAAGUCAGAAGAGCCGCCUUCAUCAACGAGAAGAAGACAGGAGAGCCAGCUGAUGUCCUUGGCGCAGCGCAGCUGACUCAAGGGCAGAAGGACCACCAGAUCCUCAAGAUUGACAGCGGGAUACUCACGCUCGACCAUAUCCGGGGCUUGACGCCAGACGACGCGAUGUUGGAGCUAACAAAGUACCAGGGCAUCGGCGUCAAGACAGCAUCUUGUCUCCUCCUCUUCUGCCUCCAUUGUGACAGCUUUGCUGUCGACACACAUGUUCAUCGCAUGUGCAAGUGGCUGGGCUGGGUUCCCCAGGGAGCCUCUGCGGACAACACCUACAAGCAUUGCGAGGUUCGAGUCCCAGACCAUCUCAAGUACGGACUUCAUCAGCUGUUCAUCAAGCAUGGAAAGGCCUGUGGGCGGUGCCGCGGACAUACUGUCGAAGGAACUUCUGAAUGGGCCAACAUCAGCUGCCCUCUCGAAACCCUCCUGGAUCGCUUCAAUAAACGGAAGACCAAGGUGCAGCCAAUCCAAUCGAAGAAGACCCUCAAGAAAGGCAUCAAGGUGGAUACCUCUGGAGAAUCUAUUGACGAGGUCUUCGAAGAAGAAACCAUUGAAGCGGUGGAUGGCGAGGUCGAUGACCACCAGGACAAUACUCACGAUAAUGCGAGCCAAGAAGAGCCUCCCAACAGAGACGGAAGAGACGCUGAGAAGGCUGAUUUAUCCGAACGGACCACUCUUGUGGGCGACAGCGAGAACGUUCAGGGCAAUACAAACGGCCCAUCCAGAUCGGAGACACUGAACAUGGAGACGGUUGAGACGAAGACGAGAGUCACGGAGGACACAAACAUGGCCAUGGCGACCGAGUCGAAGUAUCCUGACGAGUCGAACGAUCCUGCUACAGGUGCCGCCUAG